UUUUAGAGAGCUUUUCAUUGGUCAGAAAACUUUGAUCAAAAGCUGAAGUGCACAGAAUAAUAUCAUAAGACCGUUGUUUGAUUUUUGUGGAAUUCAGAGCCUGUACGUUUGAAUGUUAAUAUCUUCUAAAUGUGAAUGUUUUGGAUCACACUAUUGAUAUCCUCAAGACCAACAUAUUUAUUCAAAAAGGCAAAAUAAACUUCAAUUUUAAUUUCAAAAGGGACUUUAAAGUUUCAGAUAUGAGACGGGAAUUACCUUCACUUGCAUUGUGACUGCUCAAGUGUGUGAAAUGCAGGGGAAGUCAAGGUUUAACACCUUUUUUUGCAAGUCGCCAUUAUGUAUCAUGACUGUAGAAGCAAAGAUAUGCCAGAAGUUUAAAAAUAGCUAAUUUAAACAUUUGCAUGACUGAACGUGUUUAUUCUACAUGUAUGUUUAAAACCCACACUGCCCAUAAAUUCAGCAUUUUUGUUUAGUAUCUCCUAAAGUGUUGUUGCAUAUUGUGUCAUUUCCUCCCGGAACAGUACGUUUGUCACAAGAUUUAUGUGGAAACAUGUGGCUUGCCAACACUUCUUGUUUCUUUUAUUUAAGUAUUGUAGAAUGAUGUGUUUAGAAUUUGGCUGACUUUAAAAUCAAUCUACUUGUUGAUUUAUUUUGAAAACCCGGGAAGCAAUGACCCUAAGAGGAAUAGCUCUGGUAAUCUAUACUAUUUGCAUUCAACAAGCGUGGCCUGGGGAUGAACAUACAACUGGUUAUGUCGGCAAGUCGGUUGUUUUAAAAUCUGGUGAAGACCAGUCUUCGAUACUUACCAGAGUUCAGUGGUUCAUCUAUCAAAACACAACUUAUAUUGCCAGUCUGAAUAAUGGGGCGACACGGACAGAAAGGUUUUGGAGAUACAAGGGACGACUUGAGCUCAACAACAAAACAGGAGAUUUGACGAUCAAAAAUCUGAGCAUGGACGACAGUAUGACAUACAACGUGAAGGUGACAAUCUCAGAAAUUCGGAAAGAAAGCAAAAUUCAUCUAAAAGUCCAAGAACGACUCAAGAAGCCGAAUAUCCAUCAAGUGUUUAAUUUCUUCAAGGAUGGCCAAUGUCACAUCUUUCUUAGGUGUGAUCUAUCUGAUGAAAAUGUCCAGUUGUCUUGGACACUUUGGGAUGGGUUUAGUGGAUCCUACAGUUCAGGAAACACAAACCUAACAGAGUCUUUUCUUUGGACGUCAUUUAGUGUCAACAAAUAUGCAACCUUCAAAUGCACUGCCUCCAGUGGUCAACAGAAUGAGACACAACAGAUAAAAGUGGGAUGUAUAGAAGAAACCAAGUUAAAAGCCUGCAGUUCGUGCAGUUGUGCUUCAAUGGUUUUCUUAGGGAUCAUAUGUACAGCUGUGGUUUUUGGUUUACUAUAUGCUUCUAAAGGAAAGUUGAAAGCUACCUGCGCUGACGGUCCUCUUCAUGUCUAUCAAAGUUUAUUUAAAUGUUAAAAGCUGGAUCUGCAAUUCUUUCUGCAAUUCUUUUUGUCAUACUGCUCCCAUUCACACUGAUACACAGCUUUCCUGUAGCUCAGUGGUAAGAGCAUUGCGUUAACAACGCAGGUUGUGGGUUCGAUCCCAGGGCAUUGCAAAUACCUAUGUAAAAUGUAUAGGAUAAAGCAAUGUAGGUCGCUUUGGAUAAAAGCGUCUGCCAAAUAUGUAAAAAUGUAAGAAUGUAAAAUGUAAAAUACACAGCAAACUCCCUGGUGUUAAAUACCUACGGGUGUACAAAUUUACACUGAAGCAGAGUCUUUCUGGUGUCAAAUGUUAAUUUAUUAAUGCCGUUAAUUAAUCAAUUGAGUUCACAUUACAAGUGAUGAUUGAUCAUUAAUGAUAAACACCCGCUGUUAACAAACACAAUCACUGAAGAAAACAUCACAUUUACAUUUUACAUUUAGUCAUUUAGCAGACACUUUUAUCCAAAGCGACUUCCAGGUGGGGUAGGCAAUGGAAGCAAUUGGGACAGCAUAAGGACAACAUUUAUUUGUGUCUUUAUUUCACUGAAAGCAAAGUUCAAAGAGGCCAAGCGAUUAUUUUGGUGAAUGAUACAGAACCAAAACAUUAUACUUUUAAAGAUUUUGAUGAUCUUAAGUUUUUCUGACCCUGCAUAGCGGUACCCAAUUAUUUUUAAAGGGACAAUAUGUUUUAUUAAUUUAAACACACAGACUUCAAGAAUCUAUGAAUGCAUCUCGAUGAUGGUGACAAUCAACAACAGAUUAACUUUAGGUAGCAAUGUAUUCUGGGUAACAUGAUGCUAGAAACUCCUCUAUGACUCCCAGAAAGCGUUGCAGUUGAUCUGUUCAUCUUAAUAAUUCUGUAGCUUGUCACCAUCAUUGAGGUUUGAAUGAAGAGUGUUGGUGUCUAGAUGUAUCAAUGGUUUUUUCUCCAGAGUGAUUUAAGUGAUAUUUUUACCGCUGUAGUGUUACAGACAGCAUUUUACAGGAAUAGUGUUAAACUGAAACUAACACAUAAGUUCUGUUUUUAUUGCACACUCAACCACACACAUAUUUUGACCCAUGUAUAACUUUAACCUAUAAGUAUUAAUAAGACAACACUGAAAGAAUUAAAAUAAACAAAUAUCUACAAGCAAAGGCAAGGACUAAAGGAGUCAUUGUUCUCCAUAAUGGUGACCUCAAAAUCUACUUCUCUUUUUCAUGUUUUCUUCAGUGAUUGUGUUUGUUAACAGCAGGUGUUCAUCAUUAAUGAUCAAUCAUCACUUGUAAUGUGAGCUCAAUUGAUUAUUUAACUGCAUGAAUAAAUUGACAUUUCACACCAGAAAGACUUUGCUUCAGUGUACACCUGUAGGUAUGGUCUCAUAUAUACACCAGUGUGUACAUUUUUAAACCAGGGACUUUGCUGUGAUAGCAACCAUUAAGAAAAGUGGCAUAAAUAUACUUUUAUAUCUUUUGUUGAAGGGGCAGGACCAUAUUUGAAUCAAUUAAGCAUGUAAGUUAAGCAACUCUUUUAGUAAACCCAUCUUUUAAUAGCCAUUUUACAAAACUCUGUUGUUCUAUAACUUGUUUUUCUUUAACAUGACAAUCAGAUUAGCAUAUUCUGGUACGCUACUACCAUAAUCUUAAUUAAAUAAACAACCCUUGGAAUAAAGAACUAGAUAUAGGCUACAUGUUCAAAACACGAUAUGCACUGAUAUGACACACAUAUUCUUAUGCCGAAACAUUAUUUGCCGAUUCAUCAUGUCUGUGUGAGUCACAAUUCUGUGUAGAGAAACACCCAUAAAUCAUUAAUCUUUCGAGAUAAAGAAAACAAACAAAUUCCCUGAACCUAUAAUGUUUUUUCAGGAACAAUAGCAUGGCAAUCACUACAAUUGAUAGCAUCGGGUUAAAUUACAAAAAAAUAAUAAUACAAUGGUUCCCUACCAAUAUUAUUUGGAUAGGGUCACAUUUGCUCUGCCAUGUCAAGUGCACUUUUAAAUGUCGCAGAUCAAACAAAGAAAUAUACUAGGGUUAACUCAAGGAAACACUGAUCACCAUGAUGGUAAGAUUCUUAAAACGCGCAUGAAAAACCUCUAAGGAACAUUCAUAUAACAAACUUUUGUUAGCUGAGUUGUAUUUAAGGUUGAAGUUGUUGUGUUUCUUUUGGUAAAUUAAUUUCAUCACUAAUGAUUCAAGCAUCACUAUAAUAAUAAUGAAACAAAACAAAUUCUGUCUUUUGACAUGUGGCAUAGCUUUGGCAUGCCUGAGGGCAAAAUCUGGGAAAUAGGAGAGGACCGCCCAAGGGC
Messenger RNA from Triplophysa dalaica, 3763 nucleotides. RefSeq names its product T-lymphocyte surface antigen Ly-9. NCBI's taxonomy places the organism in Eukaryota, Metazoa, Chordata, Actinopteri, Cypriniformes, Nemacheilidae. The record is from RefSeq and is a predicted model, not a curated record. The transcript has 5 exons. The coding region runs from base 670 to 1476 and encodes 268 amino acids.